This is a messenger RNA of Yamadazyma jaroonii, 828 nucleotides long. NCBI's taxonomy places the organism in Eukaryota, Fungi, Ascomycota, Pichiomycetes, Serinales, Debaryomycetaceae. The record is from the annotation of a GenBank genome assembly.
AUGAAUAGCACUUUUGAUAACUAUGAUAUAAGGAGUGAAUCCACGCCCAAAUCAAUUAUCAAACGACAAUCGGCUAAUAGUCCUAAGAAGGUCAAUUUCAGUCCCACCAAAGAAGUGAAGAAUUUCAAGGAUUAUUUUGACUCGUCAGAUGAAUCAAUAAGAUCAAAUAGAGUUAAUGAUAGUCAAAAUAAAUAUGAUGAAAUACUUCAUGAACCAUUAAUAAACCGAAUUAUAACCGAUUCCAACAUUCCUUAUGUGCUAUCAUUGUAUCUACAGUUAAUCUUCAAUAUCAUAAUCAUCGGAUUAAUCUGUUAUUUCAUCAUAAUAUUUAUCCAAACGAUAAAAUCCGAUAUCAACAAUAAAUUACAAUUAUAUAUUUCCGAUACUUUACAAGAAAUAUCUAAAUGUUCAAGACAUUAUUACAGGAAUAAAUGUGAUGAAGCUAAAGUCCCACCGAUCUUAGAAGAUAAAUGCACAAAUUGGAUGAAAUGUAUGAAUAGAGACCCUCAAUUAAUCGGAAAGUCAAAGAUCACAGCCGAAAUCUUUGCUGACAUAAUAAAUGGAUUUAUAAAACCAAUUAGUUGGAAAUCCAUCUUUUUCUUGAUCACCUUAAUUAUUGGAUCUUUAUUAACAACCAACGUAGUUUUCAAUUCAUAUAGAAAUCCUCAUAAUAUAGAGAUUGAUAAAUUACAAAUGAUCAUUAAACAUCAAAAUGUUUUAAUUGAGGAUUUGAAAACUUUGAAAACUUCAAGACCUUCCUUAGAUUAUUUAGAUGAUUUAGAUAACGAAUUAUCAAUUUCAUCACCGUUAAACAAGAAAAGUAGGUAA